UUAUAAGCUAAGGAGACGAUUAAUGUUGGUUCAAACCUUGGUAACAAAUACGUAUGUACGGAUUUGGCUUUGAUUCAGCGCAGUACAAUAAUUUAGUGCGUUUCACGCCGCGAGAGAGGGCUUACGUAUAUUCAAUGUCCUUCUGAGUUACAUCGACAAUCGUGUUUAUAUUUUUGAAUUAAACUUAUUAGGCUGUGUGCAAAAAGUUCAAUUAAACUAAUGAACGUUUAUUUCUGAACGCAACUAUUAUGUCUAUGAAUUUUAGCGGUAAAAUGUGAUUUUUGUUAGUGUAAACAGUGAAAAAAUUCUGGAAUUAAAAAAGCUCAGCAUGUUGGUCGUGUGGCUGGUGGUUGCGUGCGCGACGGCUGCGCACGCGCUGCGCGUCGGCGUCGGCAUCGCUGAUGUCACUGGUCCACCUGCCGAAAUCGCAUUUAUGGGUUACGCUCAACUAGAACAAACGGGUCAUGGCAUCCAUUUGAGGCAGUUUUCAAGAGCUUUCGUGUUGGAAGAAGGUAGUGAUGAGUCAGCGGAGAGGUUCAUCUUCGUGUCUGUUGAUGCAGCUAUGAUGGGACAUGGUGUAAGGAAAGAGGUCAUCAAACGUCUUCAGAAGAGGUAUGGAGAUUUGUACGGAGAGCACAAUGUGAUAAUCAGUGGGACCCACACCCACUCCACUCCUGGAGGUUUCCUCAUGGACUUUCUUUUUGACCUUCCCAUCCUCGGCUUCGUUAGGGAGACCUAUGCUGCUUACAUUAUUGGUAUUUAUAAGAGUAUCGUCAUAGCUCAUAAUAAAUUAACGGACGCACGUGUAUUGUAUGGGGAAGCUGAGCUUUUGGAUGCUAAUAUCAACCGAUCUCCUACAUCCUAUUUGAGGAAUCCACCAGAGGAAAGAGCUAGGUACAAAUACGAUACAGACAAGACUCUGUCACAGAUUCGCUUCGUGUCUCCAGAGAAUAAGAUCCUGGGUGUGAUUAACUGGUUCGCAGUACAUCCGACCAGUAUGAACAAUACUAAUAAGUUGAUCUCCUCUGAUAAUGUGGGGUAUGCCUCCAUUUUGAUGGAGAAAGCUCUCAAUGGGAACACGACGUUGCCAGGCAAGGGCAGCAUAGUUUGUGCCUUCGCGUCCACGAACCUCGGCGACGUGUCACCAAACACGAGAGGUCCGCACUGUGAGUUCUCAGGCAAGCCGUGCGACCAGGAGACGUUGUUAUGCAAGAGGCCUAAAGAGAGGUGCUUCGCAUCAGGACCUGGACGGGACAUGUUUGAUAGUACCAGGAUCAUUGCUACGAAGCUGUUCCACACUGCCAUGAAUGUUCUAAACGAGCCGGGUGAAGACGUCACAGGUCCUCUGGGCAUCAAACACCAGUACGUGAAGAUGCCAGAACAAGCGGUCGCUCCAUACGACCCGGUCACCGAGACCUUCAAUACGAGUACAAAAGUUUACGGCUGUCUCCCAGCCAUGGGCUAUAGUUUCGCAGCGGGUACUACGGACGGACCUGGAGCAUUCGACUUCAAACAGGGCACCACUACAUCCAAUCCGUUAUGGAAUGCUGUCAGGGACUUCAUUGCUGAACCUACCAAGGAAGACAUCAAGUGUCAAGCGCCUAAACCGAUUUUAUUGGCUACUGGACGGGCCAAAUUCCCUUACGAAUGGCAGCCAAAGGUAGUAUCUUGUUCUGUGGCGAGGAUAGGCGGUCUCAUACUAGCUGCAGUGCCGGGAGAGUUCACCACCAUGUCAGGCCGGAGACUGAGGCAUGUCAUCGCUAAGACUGCACCUGGUGCGAGGAAGGUCGUCAUCGCCGGACUCUCCAAUAUCUAUUCUGAUUAUAUUGCUACGCCUGAGGAGUAUCAGGCGCAAAGGUAUGAAGCAGCGUCUACAAUCUACGGGCCACAUACAUUGGACAUAUAUUUGAACAAAUACGUCGAGCUGACUGAAGCAUUGAUCUCAAGUAAAACAAUCCCACAAGGUCCCGAACCUCCAGAUCUAAGCACUCAACUGAUCUCCUUAGUACCACCUGUAUUAUGGGACUCUGCGCCGUGGGGUCAUGAGUUCGGUGACUGCUUGAAGCAGCCCUUCAAACAGUACAGCUAUGGAGAUGUUGUUAUGACACAAUUUGUAUCUGGUCACCCCCGCAAUAGUAUCCGCCACGGUCGCUGGUACGCCACCGUGGAGCGACUCGAGUCUGAGGAAGAUGACGCAUGGACCACUGUCUUCACUGAUGCUGAUUGGGAAACUAAGUACACUUGGAUCCGUGACUCCAAAGUGAUGGGCACAAGUCGUGCGGAGAUCGAAUGGGAGAUUCCCGUAGGAACUCCAAAGGGAAUCUACAGGAUUCAUCAUUUUGGAAACUACAAAUAUGUGUUGGGUGGCAUCUACCCUUACCAUGGAUUCACGGACAGUUUCGAAGUGUCUUAGGACUUCGAUUGACCAUCUUUACUGUUGUACUACGCAACUUACUAUGAAAAUUAAUAUCAUUGUCAAUUUCUAUUAUUACUGUCCUUCGUAGUGACGGACUUAAGAUAUGCGUUUGAGUAAUUGAAUAUCUCACGUAUAUUAACUAACUAGGAUGAAGGAAUUCCCAGGGACUUUACUUGGGACCAAUUUUAAUCCUUUUGAGUAAAUGGUGAAAUGAAAAUUUUGUUCUAAAUAAUGCCAAGUUAUUGAAUUAUCUUUGGGACCAAUCAGUUAUAAAGAACCCCUAACAUGACAGUGUUUAUGACAUUUUUAUUCUAUACCUAUGUUAUAAGUAGGUACUGUUUUGUAGUAAUAUGCCAAUAUUCUACGAGUAAGUUCCAAACUAUGGCCACUCGUUAGAGCUUUCCAUUGGGUUAUGUAAAUUUAAUCAUUAUUAUACUUUCUUUUAAGGUUUAUUUAUAAAUGUUAAUAGCGUUUACUUGCGCGGGCGCAUUGCGUUCCUUUUAGCUGUAAGAAGAGAUGAAGCCAGUUAUUUCUUGAAGUAAGUAUAAGUUAACGUUGUAUUAUAUAGAUUCUUUAUAUACUUUACAAUUAAUU
Spodoptera litura is the source of this 3010-nucleotide messenger RNA. RefSeq names its product neutral ceramidase (gene CDase). The record is from RefSeq and is a predicted model, not a curated record. Gene Ontology annotation, molecular function: N-acylsphingosine amidohydrolase activity. NCBI's taxonomy places the organism in Eukaryota, Metazoa, Arthropoda, Insecta, Lepidoptera, Noctuidae. Gene Ontology annotation, biological process: long-chain fatty acid biosynthetic process; ceramide catabolic process; sphingosine biosynthetic process. Gene Ontology annotation, cellular component: extracellular region.